This is a messenger RNA of Glarea lozoyensis ATCC 20868, 1188 nucleotides long. Its product is annotated as Concanavalin A-like lectins/glucanase. The transcript has 2 exons. The coding region runs from base 1 to 1188 and encodes 395 amino acids. Gene Ontology annotation, molecular function: hydrolase activity, hydrolyzing O-glycosyl compounds. Gene Ontology annotation, biological process: carbohydrate metabolic process. NCBI's taxonomy places the organism in Eukaryota, Fungi, Ascomycota, Leotiomycetes, Helotiales, Helotiaceae. The record is from RefSeq and is a predicted model, not a curated record.
AUGGCAACUUUUUUAUCGCUACCGCCGUCGGUCCUCGCUGCAGUUUUCCUAUUACUCCCUAGCUUUGCGACUGCUCAGAAAGACAACGCCAAAGAGUGCUCCUGUUUUGUGACAAACGAAACAUCCUCUGGCUACUUUACAUCACAUCGAUUCUUCGACUUCAGAAACGUCGCUUCGGCGCCAGCCACAGCUCCGGCGAUCAUCUCGAGUCUUCCCAACACGACGAAUGCUUUCUACUCGUCAGACUACUUUACCAAAGAUACUUGGAAGGAUGAUUGGACGAUACAAAAUUGGACAAGCAGCGAUAGUAUGGUGACAAGCGACGCAACGAUAUUAAUGGCGAAUUCUUUGAGUAAUGUUUAUCUGGAAAAAAGCGACGAUGCCGACCCCUCCUACACAUCACACCUCACCCUCCGCACGUCACGACAACCAGACUUCCAAUCGGUCGCCGAAUUCGAUAGCGUGGAACAAAACUUCCAAUACCUCUCUGCUCGUUUCAUGGCACGAGUCAUUGGCUCACCAGGAGCUUGCGCGGGAAUGUUUACAUAUCUCGCCAACGACGAUCCUCAGCUCGUACAGGAGGCAGACAUCGAAAUCCUUACCAGCGGACCCCGAAACGUCGUACAAUACACAAACCAACCUGCCGUGGACGCAGAUGGGAACGAGAAACCGGAAGCUACUGUGAAUGGCACACAGCCACGGGACUGGAGUGAAUGGAACGUAUAUCGAGUGGAUUGGAUGCCAAAAAGUACUAGUUGGUAUGUGAAUGGUAAUAGUGUUGCGAAGAUCGAAUUUCAGGUCCCAAAAGACCCGGCUGGUUUGAUGGUCAACAUGUGGAGUAAUGGCGGGUCGUGGACUGGGAACAUGAGUACUUUCGACGAGGCAUUUCUACAGAUUCAAUGGAUUGAACUAGUUUACAACACAAGCGGGCCUUAUGGGGGUUCUGGAGCGAAGAAGAGAGACACGGAUGACAUUGGAUUCAGUGGUCCAUUGGAAAAAAGAAAGAAGAAGCAGCAGGGCUGUAAAGUUGUCUGCAGUAUUGAUGAGCAGGUUAAUGUGACGGGAACACCUGCUGUGCUCAGCAACAAUACUGCGGCGGCGCCGUUAGGCUGGAAGGGGGAGGGAAUGGGGUUCAUGGCGUGGAUGCCUUUGUUUUUGAUCAGCGGUACGGCAUUUGGGUAUUUGUAA